GAGGAGCCAAAGCACAGAGAGAGAGAGAGAGAGAGACAGAGAGCGAGAGAGACAGAGAGAGAGAGUGUCAGUCAGUCAGACUCAGAGAUCCAGCAGGAACGGCGGACUGAAGAGCGGAAUUUGGAGUUACUCUUCGUGGAGGUUUAAAUGGCGAAGCUGCUGCUGCUCAGCGCUUUUCUGGUCGUCAUCACAACUACGAUAGCCCAGGCUGAAGCUGAUGGAGGAGGACAGAAGACACUCAGGAGGCAGAAGAGGGAGUGGAUCAUCCCUCCAAAGAAACUGCAGGAGAAUGUGGAUUACACCACAGAGAAAUUCAUCGCCAAAAUCCGAUCGGACGAGGAGACCAGUGCUACGAUACGUUACUCUCUAAAAGGACCUGGAGCAGAUGAAGACCCGGUGCAUUUAUUCACUGUGCAUGAACGAACAGGCUUAGUGAGGAUCCAUGGCAUCUUAGACAGAGAGGCAACUCCUUUUUACCAUCUAAAAGGGAUAGCCAAGUUCGAAAAUGGCACUAGAGCUGAGAAGGACAUUGACCUGCGAAUUGAAGUUUUGGAUGAUAAUGACAACAGUCCUGUUUUUAAUAUUCAGCCCAUUGGUUCUGUCUAUGAACUGAGUGCAAAAGGCACCUAUGUCGUUAACGUCACGGCUACUGAUGCAGACGCACCAAAUACGUUACAUUCAACGAUUUCCUACAGCAACGAGCAGAAUCCACGUGAAGCCUUCAUGUUCUACAUCGACCGAACGUCUGGCAAGAUCUACGUCCAAAUGAAUACGCUGGACAGAGAGGUACAUGAAACCUACACGCUGACCAUCAUGGCCACAGACAUGAACGGACAAUCAGAUGGAAAAACAACGACGACAACAGUGACCAUCAAUAUUCUUGAUGUCAACGACAAUGUCCCAGUGUUGCAGAAUGCAUCUUAUGAGGGCAGUGUGGAGGAGAACACCAUGGAUGUGGAAGUGGUCCGGAUCCAGACCAUUGACCAUGAUCUAAAGUACACGGAUAACUGGCGGGCUGUGUAUAAGAUCAUCUCAGGAAAUGAGGCCAAAUACUUCGACAUCACCACCGACAACAAAACCAAUGAGGGCAUUUUGAUUAUCAAGAAGCAUGUGGACUAUGAAGAGCUGAAAGAGAUCAAUAUGCAAGUGACAGUCUCCAACGUAGCGGAGUAUCACUCCUCGGUCAAGAUCAUCAAACCUCAAAGCUACCCCAUUAAGAUCAGAGUCAUCAACCAGCCUGAGGGGCCUCGAUUCCAUCCCUCUGUCAAAGUCAUCUCCAUCUCUGAAGACAGCACCACCAUCAACCUAAAGAAAAUCAUAGCCACCUACACGGCUAUAGACAGCGACACGCUGGAAAUAGUUGAAAACGUCAGAUACGUGAAGGGAGAAGAUGCCGACAACUGGUUGAUCAUUGACGAGAACACGGCCGAAAUCAGACUCAACAAAGUCCCGGAUCGUGAGUCCAAGUUCCUGCGCAACGGGACAUACUAUGCCAAAAUCCUCUGCAUCACUAAUGGUCAUCCUACCAAAACUGCUACAGGGACCAUCGCAAUUCAGGUUGAGGAUUUUAACGACCACUGCCCAACGCUGACCAGCUCAGCCCAGACGAUGUGUUACGGAGACAGUGUUCUGUUCGUCACUGCCGAAGAUAGGGACGAUUUCCCCAAUGGAGAACCUUUUGAGUUCAAGGUGGUCACCAAGACCACGAAGGAGAAAUGGAGCAUUGAGCGUCUGAAUGAAACUACGGCCAUUUUGCGGUCUCAGGAGGUCCUGUGGCCUGGACACUACACGAUGGGCCUGGAGGUGCAGGACCAGCAAGGAAAGUUCUGCAGCGAUAAUCAGGUCAUUCACCUGUCCGUGUGCACGUGUGACGAGGCGAAGGUGUGUAUUCCGAAGAGACGGACGAGCUCGGAUGUGAGGUUGGGAGCAGCUGGAGUUCUUAUCAUGCUGCUGGGGUUGCUGCUUCUGCUGUUGAUUCCGCUGCUCAUGCUGUUCUGCGUGUGUGGAGGAGCCGCAGCUAUCGCGGGUUUCAAACCUUUCCCUGUGGACCAAACACAAAACCUCAUCACCUAUCACACUGAAGGCCAAGGGGAGGAUAAGAAAAUCCCGCUCUUACAAAUCCCCACAGAGCUGGACUCUGGGGGUCAAUUUGGCCAAGUGGGGAGCAGAGGGGAGCGGAAUGGGGCAUGGGCCGGAGGUGGAAGCGGCGGAAGAGAGAUGUUCAACACCUGGGAAGAGUGGUACUAUCACCAGUACGGCAAAGACUUUAACAGUACUAUGGAUUCUUCAAUGGCAUUCAAGACAUACUAUGACCUUCAGGGGCUGGGGGCCUUUGAAGGCAUUGCACUGUCUGAAGCGUUCUUGUCCUCUUACUAUUCAAAGAAGUUGAAGAACAUGACGGGCUGUGCUGCAAGCGACAGCCUGCUGAUGUACGAGUUUGAAGGCGACGGUGCUUCACUACAUGGUUCAUUCGAGGACAUCUGCAGCCAACUGAGCGAAGGAGACGACCUGGCAUUCCUCAAUGACCUUGGGCCGCAGUUCAAGACGUUGGCUGAGCUGUGCCAUGGCUCGGCCAUCGAUGUUGAGGUCAGCUCGGUCACAAAGCCGCCAGCACGUAAAUCAGCUCAGGCUGGAGCACAUCUGGGUGUGAGGCAAGAAGGUACCAUGGGUGCUUCACAUGCUGGGGCAAGCAGCUCUACCUAUGCUUCUGCUUCGGCUUCAACUUCUGCAUCUACUUCUGCCUCUUCCACUCAUAUUACAGCCACUGAUUAUCACCAGAGGAGCAGCACAUCCGCAGCAGGUGUGCUAACCCAUAACGUUCCCAGCCAAACCCUGCUAAUCCAACAGCCAGCUGUGUAUUACACCUCUACGCCGGUCUAUGUGGUGGACCCCAAGCCUCAAUCCACCCUGCUGGUUGCUGCUUCACCUAUGAUGGGCAUGCAGGAGAAUGUGGUGCUGGUGGAGCAAAGGGGAGCAGACUUUGCCCAGGGAGCGUCCACACUAGGUCUAAAGCAGACCCACAACAAGGUGCUGGUGGAAAAGACUGGCCAGCGGGCGAGAGAAGCUGCAAUAGUUGAAGCCAGCGGGCCUCAAGUUCUCCUCGGACAUUCCGAGAUUGGGUCUGGAAGCGUUCGGAUUGUGGAGAGCGGACGGGUGCAGACUCUUGAGUCUGUACGUCCCAGGCAGGGCUCCAGCAUCAGUGAAGGUCAGAGCUUUCAGCUCAGCAGGGGGCUCACAGGAACCCAGAAUGGUCUCACGGUGACGCAGCAUGAUGUGCCUCUUUUGACUGUCCCACACAGUGGGACUCACCAAAAAGUCCGGGAAGAGAGGAUUUCUGUCGUUGAGAAAAGCUUCCAGUCUAGCUCCGCCAUUUAAUGUAACGUAAAUCCUCCUUCAUUCACAUACUAACCAUCUCAUUACAUUCUAAGGCUCAUUACUUAGCAAUUACGUGAAAAACUGUGCAAAGGUAGUCUGGACCCAUUGGUGGCUCUUGGCCAUUUAACUAGUUAAAUACAUUAUUUAGUUCUACGUAAAAUACAGUUUAACUCCUUAAAAUUCACAGACAAAGCAUUUCCUAAGGCUUUUUACUCAGUAACUGUGUGGAAAACAGUGCAAAAUGAUGAAUAACAAUACGGUGAUGGGUAGUGCUGUGCGAUAUAUAUAAUCAAUAUCAGUAUACCAGUAUUGGUGUUACACCAUGACAUUUAUUUCAGUGGUAUUUUAGUGGUAUUGAUAAUUAAUGAGCAUCAUAUGCAAAACAUUUUACUCCAUAAAACUGCAGUAUUCCUGCUGCCAAGUUUUUCUGCUUUCUAAUUCUAAUUUUCUAACUCUGUGCACUUUACACAUGGCAUUCAGGUAACAACAGAUAACGACAAUAUCUGUCAUUUGCUUGUUGCUUUGAAUUGUUUUGAAAGGACAGUUAAAACUACCUACAACUAAAUAAACAGUAAGUUUCCUUUCUGUUUAGUUAAUAUUUACUGGGUAUUUACAGAGUAUGCAAUACUCAGUCAGCAUGGGUUAACUUUAUCUUUACAAUCUUAAAUAUCAUUAAAUGCUUAAAUAUUGCGAUAUUGAAUUGGAUCAGUACCACCCAACUGUAGUUAUCGGAGUGAGUCACAUAUGUCUGGAGUUCCGAAGCCCAUGAGUGCUAUUUUAUUUAAUGGGUACAAGAAGCAGCAUCUCUACCAAGCAGCCACAAUCCGAAUGAUGGUGUUCAGCCUUUGUAGACUGUUAAGUGUAUGAACACAUCUAAGGCUGGCUGUACAUGGUGAAACUUUCAUGCAACAAGUUGCAUGCUGUGAGUUGCCUGCAACAUAAUUUCCAUGCAAACUAAGUUGCACGCAACAUAUUCAGUUACUCCACAAAUCAGCACCUGGUAUGUUUGAUACAUAUCGUAACCACUAUAUAAAGUCAUUCAUUAGGUGUAAUUUGCAUAUUUUAGUUUGUUUCUAAAUGUAUGUAUCUGUCUUUUAUCUGUUUAUGAUUCGUUUACUGUAUACUUGUUGUGUGUAUGGUAAGCUUUUGAAAAUGAAUAUUUAAUUAGCCAUUACAUUCUGUAGCCUAAUUGAUGUCUCACUCAUUCUGUCCUACAAUCUUAGCCAAAAAAAGGUUCUAUAUAGUACCAAAACAGGGUUCUUUGGCCUGUAACAAUAGUAGAACCCUUUUUGGUGCUCAUGGAACCCUGUUCAAAAAGGGUUCUGUAUAGAACCAUCUACAAGACAUUCUCCAUCAAUCUGAAGAACACUCUCACAAUGCAAAGAACCCUCACGCGAAGGGUUCUGUGAGUAUUCAUGGUUUUAUAUAGAACCAUUUUGGUUACUAAAGAACCGUUGAAGAACCAUCUUUUUAAGAGUGUAGACGAACAACUAGUUCAUCGUUGAGCACAUCUCAGUCUCCCAUUCUGUAAGAAUUUCAAAAUUUGGAUCCCAAAUAAAUCAGAGGUCUGUGUAAAAUUAGGGACAUCAAAAGAAGAGAAAACAGUAAGUAAAUCAUGAGAGCAAGCUAAAGAAGAGGAAAAGGUGGCACAAGCAGCUGUUUAAACAGGUGUUCACAUUAGCUGGUUAGUUAACGCAGUUGGUUACAGAAGCAUUAGCUUUAAAAAACUCACAUUUGUUAUCAUGAAUCAGGAAACUAAAUAUAAAACUACCUUUCAGCCACUCAAUAAACCAUCCUCUGUUUACUUUCUUGUCCAUUGAUCUGGUAAAAUCAAUAAUUCGAUGGUAUGUCGUUCGACGUGAUACCAUGAUUCGUUAUUGCCAUUUUCGUUAGCUGUUUCAUCAAAAUUGUUCCACAAAGUUGAGAUGGUUGCAGUUGUUGCGGCCGAGUUUCAAAUGAGUUGCAGGACAAUUUAUUCUACUCAGGUGCAGUUUAGUUUCGUGUAGGUUUCAAGCAACUGUUUCAAGCUGCAUGAACGUUUCACCAUGUAAAGCCAGCCUAAAGCUACCAAAGAUGAGGAAAGUAAAUUAUCACUUGUAUCCUAAACGCAGUCAUCAACUGCUUAUAUUUCAGUGGUUUUAAAGCAUAAGUUUGAUCCGUACGCAACUCGGGUUAUAAAUGCUUUCCUUUGCAUUAAGCCUUUGAUGCACUGUGACAUAAAUAUGCCUCAAGCGCAAAGCAGAGCAGCUCGUCCUGCUAAUAGAGCGAGUUCACAUACAAUCAAAGAAGGCUUUUUUAGAGAAUGACUCAUGUAAUGAGCUCAUGAAGCUUUGGCACAUCUGUGUGCAUUUCGUAUGACAGAUAAUAGAGAUAUGUUUUCUAUCAAAGACAAACAGACAAAUAAAUCAGUUUUCCGAACUGCCUUUUUUCAUUGUCCAAGCCAAGAAUGUUUUAUUGCUGUACUUAAGUGCAGAAACUUUUCACUGAAUAAAAUAAUGCACACAUACGUUGCCCAAGUGCCUAAUAUUUAUGCACUCCCAGCAGGUGAUGAGAAAUAAAUCAUUGAUGACACACUGGAAAUUAAAAGUUCUGUAAAUAG
Colossoma macropomum (tambaqui) is the source of this 5974-nucleotide messenger RNA. RefSeq names its product desmoglein 2 like (gene dsg2l). Gene Ontology annotation, cellular component: plasma membrane; desmosome. NCBI's taxonomy places the organism in Eukaryota, Metazoa, Chordata, Actinopteri, Characiformes, Serrasalmidae. Gene Ontology annotation, molecular function: calcium ion binding. The record is from RefSeq and is a predicted model, not a curated record. Gene Ontology annotation, biological process: homophilic cell-cell adhesion.